Molecule: messenger RNA, 681 nt
Organism: Elephantulus edwardii (Cape elephant shrew)
Lineage: Eukaryota; Metazoa; Chordata; Mammalia; Macroscelidea; Macroscelididae
Gene: SPC25
Product: SPC25, NDC80 kinetochore complex component
Exons: 6
Coding region: 1-681 (226 amino acids)
Biological process (GO): chromosome segregation
Cellular component (GO): Ndc80 complex
Source: RefSeq, a predicted model, not a curated record
AUGAUAGAGGACGAACUGGUCCAAUUUGAUAAAAGCAUAAAUGAAUUUUGGAAUAAGUUCAUAAACACUGUCAGUGACUCCUCCUGUCAGAUGGUGGCACUGAAAGAUGCCUACAGGGACUCCAUGAAAGCAUUUGCAGAAAAGUUGUCUGUGAAGUUAAAGGAAGAAGAGCGAAUGGUUGAGACUUAUCUGGAAUAUCAGAAUCAGAUCUGCAAACAAAACAAGCUCAUUCAAGGGAAGAAAGAGAACUUGUUAAAGAUGAUUUCAGAAGUAAAAUGCAAAAAGCAGGAAAUAGAAGUACUGACUUCAAAUAUCCAAGACCUUAAGGAAGAAUAUGCUAAGAAGAAGGAAAGUAUAGCUACUGCUAACAAAGCUAUUGAACAGAGGUUGGAAAGACUGCAGAAGUCUGCAGACUUGUAUAAAAAUCGACUGGGAUUAGAAAUUCGAAAAAUUUAUGGGGAUAAAUUGCAGUUUAUAUUCACUAAUAUCGACCCUAAGCAUCCUGAGACCCCAUUUAUGUUUUCUCUGCAACUGAAAGAAGACAAAGAGUAUGAAGUGUCAGAUAGUUCUCCCCAUCUUGAAUGCCUGGCAGAAUUUCAAGAAAAGUUAAGGAAAACCAAUAAUUUUUCAGCCUUUCUUGCCAAUGUUCGGAAAGCUUUUACUGCUACUGUUUAUAAUUAA